CACAUGCUGCAUCUUAAUUUGCAAAGUGGAAUGCUAUAGCUUAGCCAGAGUCAGUUUCUGCAGGGAAAACAAGCACUUUGAGUUAUGGCAGCUAAUCUCGAAAUAACUUUAGAUGUUCUUGACAACUCGGGACAGCAGCAACAACCUCAUGAACUACUACCUGCAAUUAAUCAAGAAUCAGAUUAUUCACAGGCUAUACUGCUACCUCUGCAAGAUUAUAGUACUCCUAAUACUACAAGGUCAACAAAACUGAAGUUUGCUGUUCUUGUAUGGUCAACAAUUGGGGUAACUUGGGAACUUGUCCGUGUGCUGUUCCGCUGGAUCUCUAGUUGUUGGAAAACAAUCUUUGUCAUUUCAUGUGUGCUUGCUGUUUUAAUGGAUCCUUUGUUCCUCUACACUCCUAUCAUGCACCAUGAUAUUAACCAUGAAAUCAAGUGCUUAGGGAUCGACAAGAAAUUGUAUAAUAUAGCUACUGGUUUAAGAUCGGUCACGGAUCUCUCUUACUUGGUGGACAUUUUUGUUCAAGUUUAUACAUAUGAGAUGGUUUCGCUAUUAUACAUACUAAUUGACGUUUUAGCUGUUCUCCCACUUCCACAGAUCGUAGUUCUCAUAUUCUUUACAAAGGCAAAGGACUGGAUAUCUUUAAAUUUAAGUAGGAAGAUCUUGAUGAACUGUUUGGUUCUGGUGCAAUAUAUUCCACGAAUUCUGCGCAUCCACAUCUUAUGCAAGGAACUAAAAAAUUCUCUUCAUGGAGAAGUCGGACUAUGGGCUAAAUGUUUACUCAACUUCCUCCUAUACCUCCUUUCCUGUCAUGUACUAGGAGCUUUGUGGUACUUUUAUGGCAUUCAAAAGAUGACCACUUGCUGGCAAUAUUCAUGUCAUCUCGAUCAAAUAAAUGGAUGCAAACCUUUGGUGUUUGAUUGUGACUAUGAGUUUAGAGAUUCCACACGGUGCCCUGUAAAGCCACCAAAGGCGACGGUAUUUGAUUUUGGUAUAUUUCUUGGAGUACUUCAGCCUGAUAUAUCAGGGUCAAAGAAUUUUGUGAAAAAAUUCUUGAACUGUUUUUCAUGGGGCGUGCGAAAUUUGAGUUCCCUUGGUUCAAACCUUGAGGCUAGUAGCGAUACAGGCGAAAAUCUCUUUACGGCUGCUAUUUCUGUAAUUGGCUUUUUACUAUUUUUAUAUCUCAUUGGGAAUUUGCAGAGUUAUAUGCAGUCGAGCAGCGCAAGAAGAGAGGCGCAUGACCACAAGAUGAGAAUUGAAAGUAAGUUGGAAGAGAAAGGUCCAGAGAUAGAAACAUGGUUAUCAGUAAGUUCCCCAUUUAUCCCUGUAAAUUCUAAGGAUAACAUAAAGUCACAGAUCAUGAGAAAGGUAAAACAAGAACUUGAAGGCAAUAGGGAAGUUGAUGUGGAGGAUAUCCUCUCUAUUCUUCCCUUGGAACUUCGAAGCUAUAUCCAAAGUUAUACCACCGUCGGAAAAUUAAAGACAGUGCCAAAGCUUCAAAAUAUGGAUGAAAUGGUGCUACAAGAAAUGUGCAAGCAUCUGAAGCCCAUGAGCUAUAGUGCAAACAGCUAUAUAAUUCGAGAGAAGGAACCGCUUAACAUUAUAUUGUUGAUCAUGGAUGGAACUGUUAAGGUUGAAAGCAACACUAAUGCGUUUGCAUCGACCAUGUGUGAAAGAGGAGACCUUUGUGGAGAAGAACUUGUAGAUUGGGCAUCAGAUCCUUUGUUUCCUAAAAUAUUACCAUUUUCCACCAUUACUGUCCAGGCCAUGAAUAAUGUCGAAGCUCGAGUUCUCACGGCAAGUGAUUUGAAUACUGUAGUCUCUUUAUUCUGGCAGCACUUCAGCGAGAGCGUGUUUGCCCCUCCACCUGACCUUGUUAGGUUUAAUCGACUAAAUUUGCCUCAACUCAUAUCUGCACUACAUGUUGAAACUGUGUAA
Fragaria vesca subsp. vesca is the source of this 1938-nucleotide messenger RNA. RefSeq names its product cyclic nucleotide-gated ion channel 1-like. The coding region runs from base 85 to 1938 and encodes 617 amino acids. The record is from RefSeq and is a predicted model, not a curated record. NCBI's taxonomy places the organism in Eukaryota, Viridiplantae, Streptophyta, Magnoliopsida, Rosales, Rosaceae. The transcript has 8 exons.